UAAUUGUGGGUAUAUCUACCGCUGACAUAGAAUGCUGUCACGAAAUGUCACAGACGAAGAAGAAAAUACCAAGACGGAAGUGACGACACGUAACGCUACCAUGACGUCAUGUGAAUGGCCGGUCCCUUGAAGAACUGACACGGCUGUGUUCUUGGAGGAGUGACCAAUUUCUGUUUUGUUAUUUUCCUCGAAACAAUGUCUCAUCAAACCGGCAUUCAAGCUAAUGAAGAACUAAAGGCAAUCUUUGCAAGAGCCAAACAAGGAAACAUUAGAGUUAUUAAAGUUGAUAUUCAGGAUGAGCAGUUACUUUGUGCCAGUAGCAUGGAACCUGAUGGAGACUGGGAGAAUGAUUACGACAAAUCAAUUCUACCUCUGUUAGAAGAGGAAGAACCUUGCUAUAUAUUUUAUCGACUGGACUCCCAAAAUAACCAAGGCUAUGAAUGGCUGUUCAUCUCUUACUCUCCAGACUUUUCCAAGCCUCAGCGGAAGAUGUUGUUUGCUGGAACAAAAGCUACCCUGAAGCAGGAGUUUGGAGGAGGCCAUAUAAAAGAAGAAAUGUUUGGAACAAAUCAAUCUGAUAUUUCAUUGAGUGGAUUUAAGAAACACAAAGCUCAUGAGAGUGCUCCUCCCCCACUCACAGACCAGGAGCUGGAACUUGAAAUGGUAAAACAGCAAGAGAUGCGCGCAGACAUCAGUGUCGACAGCAAACAGAGUCACAUGACUGGUGUCCAGUUUCCAGUAACAGAUGCUGCUCUAGCUAAACUGGCAGAGCUCAAAGAUAAAAAAUUAAGCCUGGUCCAAUUAGAACUUGACAUUGAAAACGAAACAAUUGUUCUUGCGGAUGCCAAGGAGAACGUUGCUGCCAAUGAUUUGGCACAAAAUAUUCCUGAAGACAAAGGACGAUAUGUUUUCUUUCUCUUUAAACACACCUUUGAAGGCGAUUACAUGGAAUCCAUAGUGUUUGUGUAUUCAAUGCCUGGAUACAAAUGUUCGAUAAAGGAUCGCAUGUUAUAUUCCACAUGCAAAGGCCCACUGUUAGAUGUAGCCACAGACAAUAUAGGUCUUGUAAUUGAAAAGAAGAUUGAAACGUCCGAUCCUAAGGAACUGAAUGAGGAGUUCUUACACGACCAACUCCACCCCCGUAAGGACUUGAUCAGACAAAAGUUUGCCAAGCCUCCAAAACCAAGUGGAAGUCGGGGGCCAAGGAGAAUGCACAAGGAAACUUCGAGCACGGAAUAGAUCGUUUAGACUGCAAUAGUUAAACGAAUGUAUUCGUGUUUUUUUAUAUUUUUUGAAAAAAUGCAAAUUCUCGCAUAGUCAACUUAAUGAAGUUUAUAAUUUUUUUUGUUCAGAGUUACAAGAAUUUGCAUGUACAAGAACUGUAGUAUUUCACUGUUGUUCUUUAGUAGUAAAAAAAAAUCAUUCUUUUAUCUUA
This is a messenger RNA of Stylophora pistillata, 1435 nucleotides long. Its product is annotated as twinfilin-1. Gene Ontology annotation, cellular component: myofibril; actin filament; cytoplasm. The record is from RefSeq and is a predicted model, not a curated record. Gene Ontology annotation, molecular function: actin filament binding; actin monomer binding. Gene Ontology annotation, biological process: regulation of lamellipodium assembly; actin filament depolymerization; barbed-end actin filament capping. NCBI's taxonomy places the organism in Eukaryota, Metazoa, Cnidaria, Anthozoa, Scleractinia, Pocilloporidae.